AUGCAGCUGUUGACAUCAACAGCUGCCUGCCCACGGCGGCCAUUGCUGGUCUCGUAUUUUCCACGUUGCGAUUGGGUGAUCAUGUCUUACAGACGCGCGUGCGGGCGGGGCAGGUCGCAGCCAAUGGGGGCGGCGUGGAUGGCGCGGGAGCGCAGGCAGCCGCGCCAGCCGUUAAGCACGCGCCCGGCAGCGACACGCGUGCCGCCUAGCCAGCGCCAGCGUGUCCAAUCAUGUCGCCGCGCGGCGGACACAACGCGCCGCGCCCGCGCCGCGCCAGCCCGGUGUACACGUGUCACCCCAAAAACCGCCCCCUGCGCGCAGCCGUACCGAACACGCCGCCCGCCGCCGCGCACUCUGCACGCACGCCGCCGCCCAGCCAUGAAGUACAACGGCGUCGACAUCGACUUCGACCCCAACGCGAAGGACGACACCGUCACGGCCGCCCAGGAGACGACCACGUCGCGCCGGAAGGAGCGCGUCGACCUCGUGUGGAGGGACCUGUCGUUCUCGGUCAUGGUCGCGGCGAAGAAGGACGCCUCGUCCGCGCCGCCCGCGCCGCCGCCGCCGGAGGCGCUGGUGGCAGAGGCGGAGGCGCCGCUCAAGCGCGCGCGCCACCCUAAGCACGUCGAGAAGCAGAUCCUGCAGAGCAUGUCUGGCGCCGUGCGCGCCGGCUCCAUGCUCGCCGUCAUGGGCUCGUCCGGUGCCGGCAAGACCAGCCUGCUUAACCUGCUCGCUGGCCGCAUCACCAGCAAAAACGCCCGCGCCGCCGGCGCCGUCUUCGUCAACGGCAAGCCCAGGGAGUACGCCAGCUUCAAGAAGCUCGCCGCCUACGUCCUGCAGGACGACGACAUGUUCGCAGAGCUCACCGUCAAGGAGCAGCUCACCUACGCCGCCCUGCUCAGGCUCCCCGCCUCCAUGCCCAGGGAGAAGAAGCUGCUGCGCGUCCAGCGCGUCAUUCAGGAGCUCGGCCUCGCAAAGGUCCAGCACACCAUGGUCGGCAACCAGAUCGUCAGGGGCAUUAGCGGCGGCGAGCGCAAGCGCCUCAAUAUUGGCGCAGAGCUCGUCACCGACCCCGCCCUCCUCUUUCUGGACGAGCCCACCACGGGCUUGGACAGCUUCAACGCCCUCAACGUCAUGACCUCGCUGCGCCAGCUCGCGAGCAACGGACGCACCAUUGUCUCCACCAUUCAUCAGCCGCGUUCCAGCAUCUUCGCCCUCUUCGACCAGCUCUGCCUGCUUUCGGAGGGCCGCGUCAUGUACUUCGGCCCGGCCAGGGACGCCGUGCCCUACUUUGCCAGCCUCUCCUUCCAGUCCCCGGCCCAGUUCAACCCGGCCGACUUCUUCCUCGACCUGCUCAGCGUCGACCCGCGCUCCAAGGAGCGCGAGGACGCCACCAAGGCGAGGGUGGAAUACCUCGGCGACCGCUUUGUCAACCAGGCCGCCCCGCUGCCCAUCGAGCACCCGGACCAUGAUGUCGAGGCCCCCGUUGCCGCCCAGCCGGACACCUCCGCGGAGGGCCCCCAUGAUGACCGCCUCAUGGACACCGAGUUUCAGUCCAGCUGGCUCAAUGAGUUUUUCGUGCUGUGUGGGAGGUCGCUCAAGCUUGCGCGUCGCGAGAGGACGGCCAACGGCGUUAGGCUGGGGCAGGUUUUCUUCUUCAGUAUUAUUCUCGGCCUCAUUUGGUUGAACAAUGGGCGGACGGAUGAUGAUGGCGGAGCCGCGAGACUGUCGCUGGGCGGGGUCCUGUUUUUCAUUAUUAUCAACCAAGCUUUCGGAGGAGUGUUCGCCGUGAUUUUUGGCUUUCCUCUAGAGAGAAGCAUCAUCACGCGGGAACGGGCUUCGAGCACGUACCGGACGAGCUCUUACUUUCUGAGCAAGACAUUGACCGACUUUCCCAAGACCCUGUUCUUUAACACGCUAUUCUGUUUGAUUGUGUACUGGAUGGUAGGGUUGAAUCCAACGGUCGGGGCAUUCUUCGUCUUUAUCCUCGUUAUCUUCCUAACGUCCUUCGUGUCCGAGUCGCUCGCCAUCGCGGUGUCAGUGAUGACCGGCGACGCGCAGUCCGCCGCCGGGAUCAUCCCGGUGUUCAUCAUCCUCGGCGUGCUAUUCGGCGGGUUCUUCAUUGGAGCAUCGGAAUUAGACGGGUGGAUCGCGUGGGCCAAGUGGCUGUCGUUUGUGUUCUACGCGUUCAACGCGCUGGGCAAGAACGAGUUCGGCGGGCGCGAGUUUGACAAUCCGCAGAUCCAGGCGGCCAACAAAGCCGCCCUGAAUACGUUCAACGACCUGAGCAUGUGGGAAAACAUCGCCGGCCUGUGCGGCAUCCUCGUCAUCUUCCGCCUCAUGGGCUACCUGUUUCUGCACUACCUACGCGGGCCGAAGUUCCUCAAGUUCUAAGUCGACGCGGCCGCGCCGCGCUCGUUCCGUGCAGCCGCUGCGCGUGGCCUCCUGCGCACUCGUUGGCCUGCGGGGGUUUGUCAGGGGAGUAUAUACCGUAUGUGCUUGUGUGUGUGUUUGUAUUGUGGGUGUGUUUGUAUUGUGGGUGUGUAUUAUGUGGCCUCGAAAGUUGAUGCCAUGUACAUCGUACCGUAUGAUAGUUGCGCCUGUUUCCAAGAGUAGUCAAAAAACUGUAGUGCCACCUCCACAACGA
Chondrus crispus (carragheen) is the source of this 2647-nucleotide messenger RNA. RefSeq lists its product as hypothetical. NCBI's taxonomy places the organism in Eukaryota, Rhodophyta, Florideophyceae, Gigartinales, Gigartinaceae. The transcript is spliced from 4 exons. Gene Ontology annotation, cellular component: plasma membrane. Bases 1 to 2394 code for a protein of 797 amino acids. Gene Ontology annotation, molecular function: ABC-type transporter activity; ATP hydrolysis activity; ATP binding. The record is from RefSeq and is a predicted model, not a curated record.